AGACCAAGCUUACGGCGGAUGCGCUCGCACAGCUGCAACUUGAGGAGCCGCAGGAUGACGAUGCGAAGGCAUCACCGAAGGCUUCGCCUAAGGCAUCAAAAAGAAGAUCGGUGAAAGAUGAGAAGGACAAAGAGAAGGACAAAGAGAAGGACAAAGAGAAGGAGAGCAAGGUGAAGUCACCGGAUGAGAUAUUCGGGCCCAGCGACGGCGAGGAGGGCGAUGAAGCACACCAAGAAGGAGAAGAGGGAGAAGAGGAGGCACCUGAACAGGACGAGGUUCAGGAGGCUCCGCCAGGGGCGCCCACAGGCUUCACCUUGAAGUGGGACUGGCAAGCGGAGACGUCGCAGAGCCCACAGGGACAGGAAAUCAAAUAUGAGGACACCAUGCUUUACCACGUCGGUACAACAAAGAACGAGGUGGCGAUCAUUGUCCUCCCAGACUUGUGGGGCUGGAAGAUUCCGCGCGUGCGCCUGUUGGCAGACUUUGUGGCUCAAGCUGUGAAUGGCUUUGCCGUGGUGCCACGGAUGCUGGACAAUCCACCCUACGGACCGGAUGGACAUGACGAUGGCGUGCCGGAAGACUAUCGCAUGGAGAACCUGGACCGACCAGACUCACUGCACGCUUUGCGGGGCUGGCUCAUGAAGAAUACCUACGAGUUCUUCCUCAUGAAGUUUCGCAUUGCCGCGAACUUUGUGCGACGUCAUGCCGAAGCCAAGAGGAUUGGAAUCGUUGGUAUCGGCUGGGGUGCGUGGAUGGCAUGCUACGGUGCAGAGUACCUGCAAGGCGAGUUCGCUUGCUCCGUGAUGCACACUCCGCUUAUGCACAUCUUGGGAGCCUGGGACGGUGUGAGUGUGGCACGGCUCAUUGGGAAAUGCGAUGGCCCUAUUCUGUUCACGCUUUCUACUGACGAGCCGAAGGAAUACGAGCCAGGAGGAGAGUUCUUUGCCGUGAAUGAGACGAAAUUUGUCAGGCAGACGGAGUCUGACGAUUUCAGGUCUAUGCCAAACGGAUUCUUCUCAACCGCCGACUUCGAGGAUCUCCAGCAGCAGGAGGCGAUAGUGCGAGCUUUUAAUCGCACCGCCGCCUUCCUGCGGAAGUUCCUCUGGCCCUUUCCGCUUGGUGGAGGCUACUCGUACUUGAGGUAUCAGAGCAGCAAAGGCGAUGUAGAGCACAUGAAGGCCCUGCUGGACCUCGGUGUGCCCGCAGGCGGCAGGGACAGCAAGGACGAGGUGGAGCAGCCUCCCAUCAUCUACGCCGCGCGGCAGGGCUACGGUGCUGCCUGCAAACUCCUGGUGGAGUACCAGGCUGACGUCGACGAAAUUGGCGGCAUAUCUCGCGAAACCGCGCUGCAUGUGGCAGUGCAGCACAACAAGUUCAAAGUCGUGCAGAUCUUGCUGAACCUGCGGGCGAAUCCGCAGCUGCAAGACGCUGGAGGCCAGGCGGCGCUGCACCGCGCGGCCCGCGAAGGGGCAAUGCACAGCCUCCAGACUCUGCUUAGCGCGGCGGCCUUUGUGGACCCAAGGGACACCUGCGAACAGACGCCUGUGCACAUUGGCUGCUUCUUCGGCCGCGAAGAGAUGGUGGGGAAGCUGCUUGCUGCCCGGGCUGAUGUGAUGGCCGAGGACAUCCGUGGCCAAACGCCGCGGAAGGUGUCAGACAAGCACAACUACUCCACCCUUGUUCAGCUGAUCGACAGGGAGAUUGAAAAGCGGGAGAUCGAAGAGCACUACGCCAAUGAGGAGCGAGAGAAGCAGGAACAGCUCCAGGCAGCGCAGAGCAUGAAGGCUCCCUUGAAGACCAUGAUCGAAAUGGACGACAGAGCUGCGGGCGGCCGGGAUGUGCCGGGCUGGAUGCGAGCAGACCCAUCUUGGUGGCAGCGGCUGGAGUGGCAACUGGAGGAGGCUGUGACCUGGUGCUGGGCCUUGUGGGUUUGGGCCCUGCGCCGCGCCGGCCGGUCCGCGCCCAAGAAGUACCGGACAGACCGCCAGGAUGUGCAGAGCUUUAACAGUCGUUACACCCUGCUCAGCUACGCCAUGAUGGCCAGUGACGAGAAGAAGUACAACACCUUCCGGCGCGCCCUUCAGGCAGAGAAACGUCGCAAUGGCGAUCUGGCUGUCUUGGAGAUCGGCUGCGGCGCCUAUGCUCCUUUCGCGCGCCUGUGUGUGGAGGAAGGAGCCAAGGUGGUGGCCGUGGAGGGCAACGCAUGGGCAGCCGCCCGUGCGGCGCGCACCUCAUUGCAGGUGUUUGCUGGCCUAUCGCAGCAGCUGAAUGUGACGGACCUGACUUUCGCCCCCAAUGUUGUCAUCAUGGAGACUAUUGGAGACUGGGCCGCCAACGAGUACAUGGUGAGCACCUUCCUGGAUGCACGGCACCGGCUGCGCCUGGGAGAUGCCCGAUGGAUCCCCGGUCAGGUGCGCACCCGCUUUGCACCAGCGCGCAUGCCUAGCUGGGUGCAGGGCGCACUGCCGCCGGGGCUGUGGCUGACCAGCGACCCGAGGCUAGCCUUGUCGGACGCUGCAACUCUGGAGUUCUAUGACUUCAAUGCUUUCGAGGAGAGCAUGGUGGCGCAGCAGCGGGAAGCCAGUUUCCAGCUGACCUCGGCGGGUUCGCUGCAGGGCUUCCUGAUUUGGGUGGAGGUGUUUCCCACGGAUUCAGCAGGGGAGUGCCUGAGUUCGCUGACUGCCCUGGAUAUCAGCUGGAGCGCCAUGCUUCUGGCACUUCCGGAGCCUUUGCCUGUGGAGACAGAAGACAUCCUUCGCUGCAAGACCUAUGUCCUUGCAGCGCCGGAGCCGGAGCUUUAUUUGGAGAUGCCCUGGGGCCAGGGGAUCUUGCGUUUCGAGUGGAAAGUCAAGACUGGCGCGCGGUGGAUAUUGCCUGAAGGUCAGGAGAUAUCUUUCGCGGACCAGCCCGAGGAUGUUGUGACUCCUGAGCAAGAGUUCCUCUGGGAAUUGCUGGGACCUCCUUGA
Messenger RNA from Effrenium voratum, 2966 nucleotides. The record is from the annotation of a GenBank genome assembly. NCBI's taxonomy places the organism in Eukaryota, Dinophyceae, Suessiales, Symbiodiniaceae.